This is a messenger RNA of Meloidogyne enterolobii, 363 nucleotides long. NCBI's taxonomy places the organism in Eukaryota, Metazoa, Nematoda, Chromadorea, Rhabditida, Meloidogynidae. The record is from the annotation of a GenBank genome assembly.
AUGCUGCAGUUGCACAGUUCAGAAAAUGCAGACGCACAGCCUUUUUGGGUUUACAAACUUGGUCCAGAAGGUAAUGAUCCAUUUGGAAACAAACAAUAUGAAUACGCUAUUGUCAGCAAUUGGGUAAAGUAUCCUGUUACUGUACUGGUUCGUGAUCCUGAUACAUUCAAAGCUAAAUAUGAAGUAGAAGUGCUUCGAUGGCUCGAAGACCAAGGCUUCAUAAAUGGUAUAAAGCAUUUUUUAUUUAUAAAAUUUAUUAUAAUACAGGCUUCAUUCGCGCCUUUAAUUUACUUCAACCUGCGUCGUAACUAUGGAAGCUGUCAAUAUGCCGACAACACCUUUGAGCUAUUUGGACGGAAAUAA